AUGUCUGAUCAAGAAGUUUUGGUUUUGAGAGGCACUUUGGAGGGCCACAACGGCUGGGUUACUUCCUUGGCUACCACCCCAACUAAGCCAGACUUGUUGUUGUCUGGUUCCAGAGACAAGACUUUGAUUGCCUGGAAGUUGACUGGUGGUGAGGACAACCAGUACGGUGUUCCAAAGAAGUCUUUCAUUGGUCACUCUCACAUUGUUCAGGAUGUCACUAUCUCCGCUGAUGGUGCUUACGCUUUGUCCGGUUCUUGGGACAAGACUUUGAGAUUGUGGGACCUUGAGACUGGUGAAUCUACCAAGAGAUUCGUUGGUCACACUGGUGAUGUCUUGUCUGUCUCUAUUGCCAAGAACUUGAGACAAAUCGUUUCCGCUUCUCGUGAUAAGACUGUCAAGGUCUGGAACACUAUUGGUGAGUGUAUGCACACUUUGACCGGUCACAAGGACUGGGUCUCUGCUGUUAGAUUCUCUCCAGAAAAACCAUCUUCCGUUAUCUCUGCUUCGUGGGAUAAGACUGUUAAGUCCUGGGAUUUGUCUGACUACAAGCUUGAAGCUGACUUCAUUGGUCACACUGGCUACAUUUCGUGCAUCACCAUCUCUCCAGAUGGAUCCUUGAACGCUUCUGCUGGUAAGGAUGGUGUUAUCAUUUUGUGGGACUUGAACUCGAAGACCACUUUGUACACCUUAAACGCUGCUUCUGAAGUUCACGCUUUGGCUUUCUCUCCAAACAGAUACUGGUUGGCUGCUGCCACUUCUUCUGGUAUUAAGAUCUUCAACUUGCAGGAGAGAACUUUGUUGGAUGAGUUGAAGCCAGAGUUCACUGUCAGCGCUAAGGCUAAGGACCCAGAGGCUAUUUCUUUGGCUUGGUCUGCUGAUGGUCAGAACUUGUUUGCUGGUUACACUGACAACAUCAUCAGAGUCUGGCAGAUCAUGACCUCUUCCGCUUAA
This is a messenger RNA of Sungouiella intermedia, 951 nucleotides long. The record is from the annotation of a GenBank genome assembly. Lineage: Eukaryota; Fungi; Ascomycota; Pichiomycetes; Serinales; Metschnikowiaceae.